Mugil cephalus (flathead mullet) is the source of this 1856-nucleotide messenger RNA. Its product is annotated as zinc finger protein Gfi-1b-like. Gene Ontology annotation, molecular function: DNA-binding transcription factor activity; RNA polymerase II cis-regulatory region sequence-specific DNA binding. The transcript is spliced from 6 exons. Gene Ontology annotation, biological process: regulation of transcription by RNA polymerase II. Lineage: Eukaryota; Metazoa; Chordata; Actinopteri; Mugiliformes; Mugilidae. The record is from RefSeq and is a predicted model, not a curated record. The coding region runs from base 512 to 1435 and encodes 307 amino acids.
CUCUCUCGCACACACUAAAAGGCGCAGGUAGACAUGUCAUGAAGUGAGCUUGGCGCGUAAAGGUCCACAUGUUCACAUGAGAACGAUGAGAUAUUCAAACUUUCCCAAGGGCGCUUGAAGUGUUUGUGAGUACACCCACGUGAGUCACUGUGGUGUGAAUCCAGCGGUGACACAAACAUUUUGGUCACGCACAGUAAAUAGGGUUUCAUCUUGACUUUAAUAUCACAAUAGCUUUCUUCACCACACCGACUCUUCAGCCCGAGUGGGGAUGUUGUCAUGUUAGAGGUAAAAUAGUCAAAAUGGAUCUGCCAAAAAACUGCACUACUGUAACUGUUCGUCCUCCUGAGACUGUACGAACCCUCAGCAGCCUUUCAAAAUCAAAUCAAAUCUCUUUGUGUCAUGUCAUCAGCCGAUGGGUGUUGAGAAACAGAGAAGAGGACGUUGCCAGCAGUGAGCACGCAACAAACACUCACAACGUUCAGCUGCACGACACUGAGACGCCCGUUGUGCCAUGCCACGAUCGUUCCUCGUCAAGAGCAAGAGGAGUCAUCUCCUCGUCCCGUCCAAGGACUCCUCUCGGCAACACGCCCAAGCAGACGAGGAGAAACCCGUGGUGGCGCGUGAGAGUAGUAGGCACCAUGAAGAUGCCGUGCAGACCCCUGUUUUAGGGGUGAAAGACCUCCGGUUUGAAGCCUCAUCAGCGUGGGGUGGGAAGAUGGUCCGCUCCCACAGUACCUCCACAGAUGACUCUUGGCCUUUGGCCCCCUUGGAGACCGGAGACGCUCCUCUGCCGGUCUCACAGUGGUCGUCCGACAUCCGGCAACACACGACGGAAAGAGAGCGAGAGCUGGAGAGGCUGGUCUACAUGUUGCUCAAACACACGUCACACACGGACCUCAAAUCUCCAGUCAGCGAGUGUCCGCUCUGCGAAAAGUCCCUUUCAGAAGUCCUCAUCUCAGGCGGUGGUCUUUGGAACAACCUCUCCAUCCCUUUGACGAGGUCGCCCCCAGCUACGGACGUGCCACACAUGCCGUUUGGCUACAGGGCGAUUGGGAGCUAUGGCAGAGCCAAGGAGCGAAGCUUUGGCUGCAAGGUGUGCGGGAAGGUGUUCAAGCGCUCGUCCACCCUGUCCACGCACCUCCUCAUCCACUCGGACACGCGGCCCUACCCUUGCCAGUACUGCGGCAAAAGGUUCCACCAGAAGUCCGACAUGAAGAAACACACCUUCAUACACACAGGUGAGAAACCACACGUGUGCAAGGUGUGCGGUAAAGGAUUCAGCCAAAGCUCCAACCUCAUCACCCACAGCCGAAAGCACAGCAGCUACCGGCCGUUCAGCUGUCACCGCUGCCAGCACAGCUUCCAGCGCAGGGUGGACCUGCAGCGCCACCAAGAGACGCAGUGCGGCUAUGCGGACAUGUACGCCCAGGCCUGACACCACACAGCUGCAUGAUAUUGUCAGCAUUUAUAUUUGUAAAAAUCUGAAAAAUAUGUAAAUGCAAUGCUUGAUAAGAAUGGCUUGUAUGAAUAAAGCUCUUUUAAGAAAUAUUAUUUUAUCGCCACGUAUAUUUAAUGUAAGAAAAAAAAAAAGCAACUAGGAUUAUUUCAAGAAGCUCCAGACCAAGUAUUCUUAGAGAAACAAUAUCAAUAUCAUACUGUAAUAUGAUAACAGUGCGGUUUUAGAGAUAAUCAAUUCACUACUGCAUGUACAGGAAGUUUAUUUUGAAAGGACUUCAGCAAAAUUAAUAAAAAUGUGAAUUUUCAGCACAUUUUUUUUUUUUAAACAGUACUUGGAAUUUAAAGCUACUUUAGUUGAUGUUUUUAUAGAAAUAAAUAAAUUUUAAAGAAAUAAAUUA